AUGUACAGAUUGAGGUCAAAAGCCUACGACAUGCUAAAUUUUGAGGUGGUAUGUGAGCCCCCAGCAAAUUCGCUGAAGCCAGCCCUGAUAACUGCUACACGCCAAGCAGCGCAGCAAAUUUUGCGCAAAGCCAGAGAAUGGAGGCGCGUACGGUUUCGUUCAAUUCCGGAUAUACAGGAUAUCACUCCACGUCCGGACAAAAUUCCCGGAAUUGUGAAAAUGCCGGAUUCGCCACCAUCGGUCAGGGGAAAUGCGACAUCAGAAAUUGCUACGGACAUGGUUGCCACCGAUUCAUCAAACGAUCAAAUUGUUGCUACCAUUCAGCGAGAAGACGACUCUGAACAAAACCCAACUGUCAUGUCCGAGAACGAUGGAGUUAGGUUUUUACCGUCUGCAGCACAGUGUUAUGCGGAAAUCAAGUUGACAUCAGGUGAAGGUUCUGCUGUGGAAGAAGCAGUAGAAAUUCACGAAGGUUCUUCAGAAAUGAAAACGGAAGUCGAUAACUCUGUGAUUUCUGUUCCAGCGAAAGUUGCAGAUGAAUAUGUUGCUGUGGAAGAAACAAAGAACGCAGAAAGUGCGUCGGAAAAAAAAUUGGAAAUCGCUAAAUCUAUUAAUUCUGCUCCAGCAAAAGUUGUAAAUGAAUAUGUUGCUGUGGGAGAAAUUGCGAAAACAGAAAUUUCGUCGAAUGAAAAAAUGGAAGUCGACAACUCUGGAACUUCUGCACCACCGAAAGCAAUUUCAGCAACUAAAAAAUCGAAACGAUGGGCGACGGAGCCGAGUGGUAUCUGGGUACGUGGCGAGAGGUUGCGGGGCUGCUCGAAAUCUGCUGACGAGGUGGAUAUGGAUGAUUUCAGGGUACGUAAAUGGCUGCAAAAUAUUCCGGAAGAAGUUGAUAGUCCACAGACAGAUGUGGAGAAUGAUGAUAUUGUUUUCCUGGGUAUUCAGCAAGGAAGUAAUUUGCCUCGAAAGUUAUCAUUUGGAAAGCGAAGUGGUGCUGUUGAAGAAGCCAGGAAAUCUGCGCCACCUGAGGCAAAGACGAAAGCUUUGCAAGAUUCAAAUGGCCAAGAAUGCGAGUUUGAACCUAGUCGCAAAAAGAGGCGUGUUUUGGCCGAGGAAAGUAUCGUGGAUUGUGCUCCAUUUCCAAGCAUUUCGAACGUUGGCUACGCCCAAAUUGCGCCAAUUGAUUAUGAGUUACCAUUUAAAGAACGUCCUUGCGCUGCGCCAAAUGCAACUUCAUGUGCUGCAUUUUCAUUCCGGAAGAUCAUAUCGGAAAAAGAAGUGGCUGUAGACAAAAACGCUGAACCAUGCGCCGCUAGUAUUCCACCCACUGGCAAUAAAAACAAAAAAAGGGUAAGGCGAAGGUCGCAAUGGAAAGUUAAGUCUCAGUUGAACAUGCAAGAAUUGGAACAAAAUUUGUGGAGCGAAGUGAGCAGGCCUAUGGAAGCGGAUGAACUAUCGGUAGACAGAGGCACAACGCGCGAACUGCGCAACUGGCUAGAAGCCUGGAAAACGCGACUACACAGAAGCAGAAAUCACCAAACAGAUAAGAAAGUGAAGCGGAGAAGACAUGAUAUAUGUCAAGAUUCAGAUGAUGACGAAAACAAUUUAUACAAUACAGCGAUAAUUUAUGGCCCAAGCGGCUCCGGUAAAACCUCUCUGGUGUAUGCGCUUGCGCGACGCUAUGGCAUGCACGUUCUGGAAUUGGCAUCGAAUGAGAAGAGAAAUGGUGCACAGCUAAAGUCAAAAUUACAGGGGGCAGCACACUCACACAAGUUUUCUACGGCCGCGGCUGCGAACUACGUUUUUCCAUUGGCAGCGCGGAAGAAUGAGCCAGCAGUGGUGGACUCGCUUAUCCUCAUCGACGACUGCGAUGUCGUUUACGAUGAACAAGACGAUGGAUUUUGGUACACACUGAAAAAUCUGUGCCGAGAGGCGCGCACACCUAUCAUUCUCACUUGUGAAGAUGUUGAUCUUGUUCACCGGGAGUUGGGCGCAGGCAUAUCAUUUCUCACAUGCGAACUAUCGAGACCUCAGCCUGAUACUGCCACAGGACAGCUAAAAGUUGCUUUCUUUGCAGUUUUUCUCAAACUAACAGUGUAUGCGCUUGCUCGACGCUAUGGCAUGCACGUUCUGGAAGUGGCAUCGAAUGAGAAGAGAAAUGGUGCGCAGCUGAAGUCAAAAUUACAGGGAGCAGCACACUCACACAAGUUUUCUACGGCCACGACUGCAAAUCACGUUUUUCCGUUGGUAGCGCGAAAGAACGAGCCAGCAGUGGUGGACUCGCUUAUCCUCAUUGACGACUGUGAUGUCGUUUACGAUGAACAAGACGAUGGAUUUUGGUACACACUGAAAAGUCUGUGCCGAGAGGCGCGCACACCUAUCAUUCUCACUUGUGAAGAUGUUGAUCUUGUUCGUCGGGAGUUGGGCGCAGGCAUAUCAUUUCUCACAUGCGAACUAUCGAGACCUCAGUCUGAUGCUGCCGCAGGACAGCUAAAAGUUGCUUUCUUUGCAGUUUUUCUCAAACUAACACUUCUAUGUGAUGCGGCCAAUCUGAAUGUAUCAGCAGCUGUUUGCGCAGCCCUAGUCGAAGAAUACAAGUGUGACUUGCGUGCCUGUAUUAAUCAUCUCCAAGAAGAUGAAUUUGAAGUGGAAUUUGAGAAAACAACUGCGCACGAAGCAGUGAGAGUUACACGCAUUGUGUUACCUGCGACUGAAUAUUUCCCGUUGUCAGAUGUGGUACUUGACUAUGUGCCGUACUUAUACAUAAUGAACGCAUCAUCGCUUGCUAAAAUAGCAGUUGCACGACGUGCGCAACAUUAUUUUGAUAAUUUUCGUGGUGAUUCACAACUGGAUCCCAGCGGAUCGAUGAGGGCUUCCUUACAGCUUUAUUCUUUCAAAUCUUUCUAA
Gongylonema pulchrum is the source of this 2907-nucleotide messenger RNA. The record is from the annotation of a GenBank genome assembly. Lineage: Eukaryota; Metazoa; Nematoda; Chromadorea; Rhabditida; Gongylonematidae.